UUCGACACGUCACGACAUUUGUCUGAUUUGCUUGAUGACUUUCGCGACAUAGACAGUAAAAUUCAUUCGUUUCAACCUCGAUUUACUCGCAUUAGACCGAUACGUGUCAACAGAACGAGAGCGGCUUUCAGCAAUACAGUGUACAUUCAUAUAAUAUUUUUGUUAAAUUUAAAGCGAAUCAGCAAUAAAUACUACAAUAAAAAAAUGAAUAAAUUUUUGGGUUUGUGUACGAUUGCCGUGCUUGGAUUUCUCUCCGUUUGCGUUGCUGCCGAAGAUGAAACCAGUGCCCGUUUGUUGGUGUCGAAACAAAUUUUAAACAAAUACCUCGUCGAACAAAGUGAUGUUGUCGUCAAAUAUACAUUGUACAAUGUUGGAAAUGGACCAGCCGUUCAUGUCAAACUCGUCGACAAUGGAUUCCAUCCAGAUGCUUUCAGUGUUGUUGGUGGACAAUUGAGUGCAGUUAUUGACCGAAUUGCACCACAUACAAAUGUAUCACAUGUUGUUGUUGUCCGACCAUUGGCUUAUGGUUACUUCAAUUUCACAUCGGCCGAAGUACAAUACAAAGCUGUCGAAGAUUCCGAUGCCAUUCAAUAUGCUGUCAGCUCAGAACCAGGAGAAGGUGGUAUUGUUGGAUUGGCCGAUUUCAAUAAGCGUUUCUCAUCCCAUUUGUUUGACUGGGUCGCAUUCGCCAUUAUGACAUUGCCAUCAUUAGCUAUCCCAUUCUUCUUGUGGCACCAAUCGAAAUCAAAGUACGAACACUUAGCAAAAUUAAGCAAGAAAAAGCACUAAUUUAUUUACAUACAACACAAAAUUAAUAAAAUAAAAACAAACGCAAAAAUCA
Messenger RNA from Contarinia nasturtii (swede midge), 841 nucleotides. It is a transcript of the gene SsRbeta, whose product is annotated as translocon-associated protein subunit beta. NCBI's taxonomy places the organism in Eukaryota, Metazoa, Arthropoda, Insecta, Diptera, Cecidomyiidae. The record is from RefSeq and is a predicted model, not a curated record. Bases 205 to 789 code for a protein of 194 amino acids. The transcript has 3 exons. Gene Ontology annotation, cellular component: membrane; endoplasmic reticulum.